CCUCGGGCGAGGAAGAGACGCAACCUCGUGCGCAUGCCCCGAAUCAUCCCCAGAGGGGCGGGGCUGAGGCUACCGGAGCGGGAGGCGGGGAAGAAAAGGGAAUUCCAACCUGUGGGACCUAGGGGGUCCCCGGGGUCGGCUCCUUCCCAUUGACUGUAGAUGGUGUAAGGGACGGAGCCUCUGGCGGCUCGUGGGGGUGUUGGGGUCCGCAGGGUGACGGAGGGGAGUGUCAGAGUGUGAGUGGGGUACGGGAAUUCCAAACCUAGGACUUGAGGCCCUCUGGGCUCAAGCCGCCAUGCGGGACAGGACCCACGAGCUGAGGCAGGGGGAUGACAGCUCUGACGAAGAGGACAAGGAGCGGGUUGCGCUGGUGGUGCAUCCGGGCACGGCACGGCUGGGGAGCCCGGACGAUGAGUUCUUCCAGAAGGUCCGGACAAUUCGGCAGACUAUUGUCAAGCUGGGGAAUAAAGUACAGGAGUUAGAGAAGCAGCAGGUCACCAUCCUGGCCACGCCCCUUCCCGAGGAGAGCAUGAAGCAGGACCUGCAAAACCUGCGCGAUGAGAUCAAACAGCUGGGGAGGGAGAUUCGUAUGCAGCUGAAGGCUAUAGAGCCCCAGAAGGAGGAAGCUGAUGAGAAUUAUAACUCGGUCAACACAAGAAUGAGAAAAACCCAGCAUGGAGUCCUGUCCCAGCAAUUUGUGGAGCUCAUCAACAAGUGCAAUUCAAUGCAGUCAGAAUACCGGGAGAAGAACGUGGAGCGAAUUCGGAGGCAACUGAAGAUCACCAAUGCUGGGAUGGUGUCUGAUGAGGAGUUGGAGCAGAUGCUGGACAGCGGGCAGAGCGAGGUGUUUGUGUCCAAUAUACUGAAGGACACCCAGGUGACUCGACAGGCCCUAAAUGAGAUCUCAGCCCGGCACAGUGAGAUCCAGCAGCUUGAGCGCAGUAUUCGUGAACUUCAUGAGAUCUUCACUUUUCUGGCUACCGAGGUGGAGAUGCAGGUGGGGGGAGAUGAUCAACCGGAUAGAGAAGAACAUCCUGAGCUCAGCAGACUAUGUGGAACGUGGGCAGGAACAUGUCAAGAUAACCCUGGAGAACCAGAAGAAGGCGAGGAAGAAGAAAGUCAUGAUUGCCAUCUGUGUGUCCAUCACUGUCCUUCUCCUAGCGGUCAUCAUUGGCGUCACCACAGUGGUUGGAUAACGUCGCUCAUUUUCGGUGAGAUAUCGUGGGCUUGCCUUCUGGCCUGCCUCAUCCCUGCCCCCAGCCUUCCCUCCUCCCCUCAGACCCUCUUCUUCCUCCUUCCCUUGCAGGCACUGGGAGCACCAGGGACUCAGGGCCUGGCCUUCUCUCCCUGCAGCUGUGGGGACAGGGCCGAGCCUCCAGCUGGACCCCCUUCCUCACACUGGCCCCUGUGCAGAGGGGCACACAGUUCUUCUGGGGUUGGCAGCUGCUCAUUCAUGGAGGCCUCCCCCUUCAGGCCACAAUGCCUGGAGGAAGGCCUGCAAUGUCCUGUUUGGGUGGGACACAUGGUUUUGUAAAAAAUUAAAACAAAACAAAACAAAAAGA
Molecule: messenger RNA, 1562 nt
Organism: Carlito syrichta (Philippine tarsier)
Lineage: Eukaryota; Metazoa; Chordata; Mammalia; Primates; Tarsiidae
Gene: STX4
Product: syntaxin 4
Exons: 10
Coding region: 296-1534 (412 amino acids)
Biological process (GO): exocytosis; intracellular protein transport; vesicle fusion
Cellular component (GO): endomembrane system; SNARE complex; plasma membrane
Molecular function (GO): SNAP receptor activity; SNARE binding
Source: RefSeq, a predicted model, not a curated record